UCAUCUUGUCUCUCAAGUACGUCAAUUUGUCGCAUUGCUUCCAUGGCCGGCGAAAACCCUACACCAGCAGUCAAGCUGCGGGCUGCAUGCAACCAAUGCCAUUUCUCCAAGGUGAGUGGCGGCCAAGCAUCAUGGUUCCGCCUGGCAAGAAGCCUCGGAAGUAACAUGCAAGUGGGAUAUUGCAGGUCCGGUGUAGCGGUGAGAAGACCGGAUGCAGCCGAUGCUCCAACCUGGGUUACUCCUGCAUCUACGUCGAAUCUCGCGUGGGAAAAGUGCAAGGUAAUAGGUCCCGACGACGAGCAAUACAGCCAGAGAACGACAUCCAACGGCCAUCCAUGACGGCUGAAGCGACAGUUGCAACAGAGAGCAGUUCUUCCCCCUCGACACCGGCUGCCAGCACGCCCUUGCCAGCCAACACGCCGAUUACUUCGAGCAGCCUCAACAGUCUGAAUAGCCUGACCGGCGAAUUUAGCUUCGACGACUACCUCUCCACAGAUCCCAGGGGCCAUGAGAAUGGCAGUAUCCACUCGAAGCCCCCAUCCAAAGCGGAUGAAUGCUCGUUGCUCUGGGGUUUCGAGGACCUGCCCUCCGUCGGAACGCCUAUUGAUUGCACGGCGUCGGGCCAUGAUGCAACUAAUUUCCCGGAUCCCACCACAGCCGAUCUGAUGGCACUCACCUCCCCGUUCCAAUUCUCUCCGAGCCGGGGUCUCAGCUCCAGCGGGCUCGUUAAUCCGCAGGUAGACACCACUAUGAAGAGCGGAAACGUGAAUAUGACACAUCAUCCCUUCCACGCGCAUCGACAGAGCUCUUUCCAGCGCAUGGUCACCUGCACAGAACUAGUACAUGAACUCGAAUACUACAUCCACAUCCGGCUGAUGGCCGUGGACGAAGUCAUGCGCGUCAGCAAGCACUGCAUGGCACAACUCGUCCUACAUCUCGACUCGCUGAAGACCUACCCCAGCAUGAGUCUGCUGGGGCUCAACUGCAUCGCCUUGAACCACGUAGUCACUCUUAUGGAGAGUGCAUCUUCCUAUGUGAUGCUUCCUUCGGAGGCCGAAGAACCGCAGGGCCAUAUCCCCACCAUCAAAUUCGGGAACUACCGUCUUGAUCCGGAGCAAUACGUCGACAUCCAGGUGCAGCUGUUCAUGAAAGAGCUGGAGCGAUGUAGCCAGAUUGUGGAUAAGCUUGCUGGCCGUGUGCAGCAGAUCCAAGAUGACCAUCAGAAUCUGGCGACUAUCUACUCAUCAUGGCAGUCGGAUCUCCAGACACGGUUGCAGGCUUUGAGGCAGACGCUCGCAAAGUAACUGUGUCAUGCCCACCGUGUACCUGUUUCAACCAAAUAGCGAUCUAAUGAUUAUGAUGACCAUUCUUGGUUCUUGGGGUAUUUUUCCUGAUUACGGCUCAACCCGCGAAUACCCAACCGGGCGAUCUGCAUGAAAUGGAGGUGAAGUGCGUUGAUAGAAAGUACAAUUUGUACUCAUCGUGUUAAUCAAACGGUGGCGUUAAAUGCCAGGCCCUUUAGACCCAAAACGGUAAAGGAACAGGGAUCUGCA
This is a messenger RNA of Aspergillus novofumigatus IBT 16806, 1553 nucleotides long. RefSeq lists its product as uncharacterized. Bases 336 to 1304 code for a protein of 322 amino acids. The record is from RefSeq and is a predicted model, not a curated record. The transcript has a single exon. Lineage: Eukaryota; Fungi; Ascomycota; Eurotiomycetes; Eurotiales; Aspergillaceae.